UUAAUUAAUUAACAAACACACUACUAAUAAAUAAUAAUCAUUAGCAGAUAAAAAAUUAAAAAACCCAAUCUCACCCGUUUCCGAUUCCAUUCACAAAACUACUUGGAACAUGAUACCUUCCCCGUAAAAAUUUCCUCCCACGCGCCGGCAUCUCAACGAGUCAAAAAUUCUUCCUCUGAGUGGGAAUGGAGAGCUAGAGCUAGAGAGAGAGAAGCACAUCAAAAUCCAAUCCAACCCAACCCCACGACGAAUCCUUGUCUGUCCUCUGUCCUCCAAUCUCUCUCCCACUUCCCCACCACCACCGCCGCAUACGGCGCCAAAAGAAACUACAACCACAACCCGCCGCCGCCCCCCUCACCACCACCACUUUCCGUUCUUUUCUCUGUCCUCCUUCUUCCGGCGAGAAACAACUACCGUACUGCUGUUUUCAACCCAGAGAAGAUAGAAUGCCUUUUCCCCACUCCCUGCUUUACUCCACUCUGCCCCACCACCACCACCAUCCAAAUUUCAUCAAUCGAAUUUGAAAAAGCAAACUCCUUUUCUCUCUCUCUCUCUCCGUCUUUUUGACUACCCAGUUCCCAGAAGCUGCUUUCGGGUCUCCCCUUCUGCAAUGGCGAUUCCAGCAGCAGGAACUGACCCAGCAGCAGCGGUGGGUCACUGGGAUUCGGCGGUCAAGAAGAUGAAGCGGUUCAACCCAGUCGAGCCAUCUGUAGGAAUCCUCGGCUUCUCCUUAUUCGCUCUCUUGCUCUUCGUAUUCUGCUUCUCCUCCCGCUCCGGCGACCACCGGGCCGUUUCUCCGGGCUCCUGGCCCAAUUACCAAUCCGGGUCGAUUCACCGGGUCGAGUUUCUGGACGACGAUGGGAACAGCGGAUGCGAUGUGUUUGAUGGCAACUGGAUUUGGGAUGACAGCUACCCGCUCUACGAAAGUAAAAAUUGCGCCUUUAUUGAUAGUGGGUUUCGUUGCUUGGAGAAUGGCAGGCCUGAUAGCUUCUACACCAAGUGGCGCUGGCAGCCCCAUCGUUGCAAUUUGCCCAGAUUUGACGCGAAGGUGAUGCUGGAGAAGUUGAGGAACAAGAGGCUUGUGUUUGUGGGCGAUUCGGUAGGAAGGAACCAGUGGGAGUCGCUGCUCUGUAUGCUAGCAUCUGCGGUUCCUGAGAAAUCAGAACAAGAUUCGGAUUCUGAAUUGAUUUAUGAAGUGAAUGGGAACCCGAUUACGAAACACAGAGGGUUUCUGGCGUUUAUGUUUAAGGAGUACAAUUGUACUGUCGAGUAUUACAGAGCGCCAUUCCUGGUUUACCAAGGGAGGCCUCCUUCAGGAGCCCCAGCAGGGGUGAGGAUGAGUUUGAGGUUGGAUAAAUUGGAUUGGACUUCACGGGGGUGGCGGGGUGCCGAUGUUUUGAUCUUCAACUCUGGGCACUGGUGGAACUAUGAGAAGACGAUUAAAGUGGGUUGCUAUUUCCAGGAAGGAGAGGAGAUAAAAAUGGAGAUGAGUGUUGAAGAUGCGUACCAGAGAUCAAUAGACACGUUGAUGGACUGGAUACACAGAGAAGUAGACAUGAACAAGACUCAAGUUUACUUCCGAACAUAUGCUCCUGUACAUUUCAGGGGCGGUGACUGGAGGACUGGUGGUACUUGUCAUCUGGAACAGCUUCCUGACCUGACCGCAUCCUCCAAUUCAUCAGAUUAUCGAUUUAAACUGCUACUCGAUACUCUCUCAGCCCAUUCCAAUGAAUCAUUAGCAACGAAACUGAGCGUUUUGAAUGUUACGCCCUCAGCAGCAAAGAGGAAGGACGGGCAUGCAUCCCUGUACUAUCUGGAGCCAGGGGUAGGCCCUGCCGCAAUCAACCGUCAGGAUUGCAGCCACUGGUGCCUCCCUGGUGUUCCCGAUUCUUGGAACGAGCUCCUCUACGCGCUUCUACUCAAACGUGAGGCUGUUCGCCGAGUGAACCCUUCAGAAAUUUCCCAAGCCCCACUCUAAUUGGCAAUAUCUAUGGGAGUUGCCGAGUUGGUUAAGCCUUCUGGCAUCAUUUUUUUGGGGGCUUGGGCAUGAGAUGAAUCCGGCAAUUGUUAUAGCGCAUCGAAUGUGAUGGACUGCUGGUGUUGUUCAUAUAGCUGGUUAGGCACAUUAUUUAACAAGAAUGGCUGAGGAUAUAGGUUGUAGAUAAAUUCAUAGUUGAAUAUAGAAGCAUCAUUUUGUUUUGUUAUGCCUGGAGAGCAAAUUGUACAAGAAUUGAAGACCUGUUGGGAAUAGGGGAUAUAUAUGGUGGUGCCAUCUUUGUAUAAACAGAACAGCACUGCACCCGUAUAUCUUGGAAGGUUGCUUGCUGUGGUCGUGGCUUGGGAAACUUUUUACUAUUUAGAGAAGUUCAUGGAUCAUUGAUGUCAACG
Molecule: messenger RNA, 2388 nt
Organism: Linum tenue
Lineage: Eukaryota; Viridiplantae; Streptophyta; Magnoliopsida; Malpighiales; Linaceae
Source: the annotation of a GenBank genome assembly